This is a messenger RNA of Beta vulgaris subsp. vulgaris (sugar beet), 1466 nucleotides long. RefSeq lists its product as uncharacterized. The record is from RefSeq and is a predicted model, not a curated record. The transcript has 9 exons. Lineage: Eukaryota; Viridiplantae; Streptophyta; Magnoliopsida; Caryophyllales; Amaranthaceae. Gene Ontology annotation, molecular function: hydrolase activity. Bases 395 to 1165 code for a protein of 256 amino acids.
AAGAAUUGAAAUAAACAACUAUUAAAAAGGAUAAAGAAAGAAGAGAGUUUUCUGAUAUUAGCAGAGACAUGAAUGUGCUCUCUCUGGAAUGUUAAUGGGUUUUGAUUCUCUUUCCAUAAAAGAUUUCCAGCUUUUGUCAUUAUCUUCCUCUCCUUUUCAUGUAUACCUCUCCUUUUGUGCUCCUUUUAUAGGCUCAAAGUUCAGCUAGUUUUUACACCACCUACUGAUUUUAUGCAUAUUCAGAACUUCUUCCCCUUUUUUGGGUUAUAAAUAGGUCCUUUGAUUUGGUUUUUGUUCAUUGCAUUCACCUUCUACUUUUAUUAGACACAGCCACACACACAGGAGUAAUUACAAAAAACAACUUUUGCUAGUACACUUUCUUGCAACUUCAAAUAUGAGCUAUUCUAAUUACUCAACUGGUUCUGGUGCAAGAGGCGCGAGGAGAACCUUUGAGUUCGGUAGAACACAUGUGGUAAGGCCUAAAGGAAGGCACCUAGCCACAAUUGUUUGGUUACAUGGACUUGGUGAUAAUGGUGCAAGUGCAUGUCAGCUCUUGGAAUCUCUUCCACUUCCAAAUGUUAAAUUUAUAUGUCCAACUGCUCCGACUCGUUCUGUCGCAUUACUUGGUGGAUUUGCAUGCACAGCAUGGUUUGAUGUAACCGAGAUUUCUGAGGAUAGUCAAGAUGAUCUUGAGGGAUUGGAUGCUUCAGCAGCACAUAUUGCCAAUCUGUUGUCAACAGAACCUGCUGAUGUUAAACUUGGUAUUGGAGGUUUUAGUAUGGGUGCUGCUGUAGCACUAUACUCAGCAUCCUGUUUCGCUGUCGGGAAAUAUGCUAAUGGAAACUUCUAUCCAAUCAAUUUAAGGGCAAUAGUUGGACUCAGUGGUUGGCUUCCAGGUGCAAGGACCUUAAAGAACAAGAUAGGAGGUUCACAUGAUGCUACAAGGAGGGCAGCAUCCUUGCCCAUAUUCCUCUGUCACGGGCGAUCUGAUGAAGUAGUUGCAUAUAAAUUUGGGGAGAAAUCUGCCCAAGCCUUGACUUCAGCUGGAUUUCGUAAUCUCACAUUCAAAACUUAUGAUGGGCUUGGACAUUACACAUUGCCUAGGGAGAUGGAUGAAGUCUGCAGUUUCUUGGCUUCGAGGCUGGGGCUCGAAUGCUUCCGUUGAAGCCAUACACUGGCUUAAUCUGGAAAUUUUUGCUCCUGCAUCAUAAGAAAAGACUUCUAACUUAUGUAAACAAGAAAAUAUGGGAUGGUGGAUUGAAAAUUAUAGUUUGAAAGGCAUACAGUAUAGGUUGGUUUACAGAUAUUCUAUAAUACGUUUUCGGCUUUCAGCCUGUUAUCCAAUAAGUUUUAUGUAACUUUUUGUAAGAGUUAUUUUUUCCCCCAUCAGUUUCUGGGAUUGAUUUCUAGGGAUGUAGCUAAUGAGAUUGGUUGUUCUAUAAAUAUGAUUACAUAAUUUAUAUCUA